This is a messenger RNA of Spinacia oleracea (spinach), 1290 nucleotides long. Its product is annotated as putative glucose-6-phosphate 1-epimerase. Gene Ontology annotation, molecular function: carbohydrate binding; glucose-6-phosphate 1-epimerase activity. Bases 160 to 1080 code for a protein of 306 amino acids. Gene Ontology annotation, cellular component: cytoplasm. Lineage: Eukaryota; Viridiplantae; Streptophyta; Magnoliopsida; Caryophyllales; Amaranthaceae. Gene Ontology annotation, biological process: carbohydrate metabolic process. The record is from RefSeq and is a predicted model, not a curated record. The transcript has 9 exons.
GUUUACUUUCAUUUACCUACCGGGGUUUGUAUUUCCUUAUUUAUACAACUCAAAAGAACAUCUUUUGCUCUAUUACCUUUCUCGGGUGUGUGUCUGAUUCUCUUUUUCUCUCUGGAGUGGAGAAAAGGAAAAUUAAAUUUGAAGAAGAGAUUGAGGGAGAUGUCAGUGAAUAUGAUUCAUGAUACUGAUGGGUUACCAAAAAUUAUAUUGACUGAGCCCAUGGGAUCAUCUACUGAGGUCCUACUUUAUGGUGGGCAGGUUGUUUCCUGGAAAAAUGAACGAAGAGAAGAAAUGCUUUUCAUGAGCACCAAGGCCAUUUGGAAGCCACCGAAAGCUGUUCGAGGAGGAAUUCCCAUCUGCUUUCCUCAGUUUGGAAAUUUUGGCUCACUUGAGCGACAUGGAUUGGCAAGGAACAGGAUGUGGUCAUUAGAUAGCUCUCCUGCACCUUUGGUUCCUGCAACUAAUAAUUCGACUGUAGAUUUGAUAUUGAAGUCUACAGAAGAUGAUUUGAAGAUAUGGUCUCAGAGCUUUGAAUUGAGGCUUCGGGUUUCUAUUAGCUCUGGGAAGCUCACUUUGAUUCCUCGUGUGAGAAAUACAGACAACAAAAGCUUCUCUUUCAUGUUCGCCCUGCGUAAUUACCUGUCCAUAUCAGAUAUCAGUGAAGUGCGUAUUGAAGGUUUGGAGACUCUAGAUUACCUUGAUAAUUUAAUGAAUAGGGAGAGGUACACAGAGCAGGCAGAUGCAAUUACUUUCGAUGGUGAGAUUGACCAUGUAUAUCUGAGAACACCGUCUAAGAUUGCUAUUAUAGAUCAUGAGAAGAAGCGCACCUUUGUUCUGCGUAAAGACGGCAUGCCUGAUGCAGCUGUUUGGAAUCCUUGGGACAAAAAAGCAAAGGCUAUGCCGGAUUUGGGAGAUGAAGAUUAUAAAUCCAUGCUCUGUGUUGAUUCAGCUGCGGUUGAAUCACAGAUAGUCUUAAAACCUUCAGAAGAGUGGAAGGGCUAUCAAGAAAUCUCAACUGUAUCUUCGAGUUAUUGCAGUGGGCAGCUGGACCCUCGUAAAGUGCUAUAUGGCUUCACUUGACUUCAUCCAUGGGAUAAUUAGUUAUUAAUUUUAUCUUGUUUUCUUGAUAGAAGACUAUGCAGAUAUUGUUUUGUUACUGGUAUUUUAAUUUUGGCAGAUCAUUCGGGCCGGAGACUUAUUUCUGUGGAGUGUGGACUGUGUAAUGUUACUAUCAAUCUGUAAAAUGCUACUUUAAACUUUUGAUUGAUGUUAGUCUUCUAGGAUCUAUUA